UCCCCUCCCUCCCGCUCGGCCUCUGUUGUAUUGUUCUCGUCCCGACGCCUGGGAACGAACUCGCUGUUGCCCUCCGAGACCUUCACCCUGCCCUGCACUGCACUGCACCAAGCCAGCGCCGGCUUCCAGAGACCACCACCCAAAGCCAAAGCCAAAGCCAAAGCCAAAGCCCCAAAAGUCUAUUCUGACAACAAUCAUUUUUCACACCUCACAAUACAUUGCUUCCAGUCCUCACGUUGUCACCGAAUCAUAAUCCGCAUUGCAUUGCGUUGCGCAACUGUGAAUGCCCUCCUCAUCAUCGUACUUCUACUUCUCUGCAUUGCAUUCAUUCAAUCACUCAAUUGCUUGGGCACGUUUAGACAUUCUCUCGCUACUGCACUCUCUAUCUGCCGACUUCCCAGGCACUGCACUGUUUCCCCUUAGAUGUUACAUCAGCACCCACUCCCACUCACACUCCCACUCCCACUCCCACUCCCACGCCUACGCCCACGCCCAACUUCGACAUCCUGACCAGACCAGGGCUCCUACCACUGUACCGACCACCUCGACCAAGGGUUCGCAAGUAUCCCCCGGGAAAACCACCGCGACUCUAUUCCCACGACACACAACCGCCUCGAUCGACGAGACUUGUCCGCUGCGCGCGUGGCAUCAACCGCACACCGAGCUGUCUCCCUCGUUCGUGCCCAUUACAGAACCGGGCUUUGCGACACGACACAACACGACACGGCCCUCGACAUUGGCACAUUCAGACGACCGCCGCUGUUGCACGCAUCUCUGUGCUACUUGCCUACCACGAUCUUCUCUUUCUUCGCUUUCUGAACAUAUCUGCCAGGUCGCACCAUACUGCGAGGCCAGAUAGGACGACAAACACUUCGACGCUCGAGAAAAGCAGCUUCUGGUAUUGCGCCAUUUAGCCUGUAUCCGAUCGCGACAAAACUGCACCUGCCAGCCCCCUACAACCCUCCCACGACGACGAAAUCGCAAUUGGCGCCGUCUUCGUGGAGUAUAACAUCACUACCGGCUUCGACAGCGCGGACGGGCAUAUCAGGCUUAGCAGCCGGCGGAGGUGGAUUCAGAGCGUCGCGGCGCAUGUCAGGUGUAGAAUUGGCAUACUGCGAGUUCCACAUCGUGGAUAGUCGCCUCCAGCAAUAUGAUGACCAGUAUGCAAGCAUACUCACCACACCCAGGUGGAAUGCAGCAACAACAUCCAGGUAUGGCCCCUGGCCAUCCUAUGGCUAUGCCUCAUAAUCAGGGACAACAAGGACAACCAGGUCCAGGCAUGCAGCAGAUGCAGAUGGGAGUUUCUGGCCCCGGACCACAAGUCACUCAAGGAGGCGCCAUGAUGGGUGGCAUGCCCCCAGGAGCUGGUGGACCAAGUCAACAUGCUCUGCACCAUCUUAAUCCGGGCCAAGCCCAGCAGGCGCAAUUUUUACAACAGCAACAAGCCAUGUUCGCAACCAAUCCUCAAUUACAGAUGCAACAACAACAGAUGAUAGCCCAACAACGACAACAACAAGCCCAGCGACAAGCCAUGCUGGCACAACAAUACAGUGGUGUUCCGAUAGGGCUCCCAAAUGGGAUGAAUCAAAUGACACAAGCCCAGUUCCAUGCGAUGCGGGGGAAUCCCAUGGCUCGACCUGUCAAUCUGCCACAGCAUCUCCAAGCUCAACAGCAACAGGUAGCUGAAAAUAGCUUGCAGCAGCAGCAACAACAGCAACAAGCUGCUCAGCAACACCAUCAACUCAUCAUGGCCCAGCAGAUGGCAAUGCAACAGCAAGCAGCACAAGCUCAAGCAGGGAACAAUAAUCAAGGUCAACCUGGACAAAUGAAUCCUCAACAGGCACAGAAUGCACAGGCUCAGAAUGCAAUGAUGCAGCAACAAGCUCAUCAACAACAGCAAGCACAGGCAGCAGCCGCCGCCCAGCAGAAUCAAGGACAAGCCCAAGCCCAAGGGCAGGGACAACCUCAGCAACCGCAACCAAAUCCACAAGCUCAAGCACAACAACCCCAACAGGUUCCACAACCACAACAGGCCGGAUUACAACAGCAGCAGGCAGCAGCCGCUGCUAUGUUGCAGCAGCAACAACAGAGACAAGGGGACAAGAUCAAGGGCCAGUGUUUGAUGAAGUUGAUGCAAUUCGGCGACCAUUUAAGUAACUUUGGGGGAACCAAACAGCGUGAUGACCUGAAUUAUUGGUUAACAUUCGUCGAUCGGUUCUUUUCUCCGAAAGGAGUUCUUCGUCAUUCCGUAUGGCUCGUUGACGAGACUUCCAACAAGCAAUACGAGAUCACGUUUCCGGCACUAGCAAGAUACUUCCAUACUCACUUUGAGAGUGGCAUCAAGAACAUGCAGAUGAUCAUGGAACGAGGAUCAGAAAAGGAAUUGCCAAACAACGGACAUUACAUUGAGAGCCAGAAGUCGAGUUUCGUGUAUUGGUUCGAUAAUGGAUCUCAGCUGGUUGCGAAUGGUACGCUGAAAGCCCAUUUCGACGCUGACCAGAAGAUCGAGCUUCUCGAAUUCGUUACAAGCAGUCACGAGGAGUACCUGCCCCGGACACAGAUACUUAACGCAGCUCGACCAUUACAUGAAUGGCAGAAAGAGUGGCACAAAGUCAAUGCACCACCAGAGGGUAAACAGUCCCCCGAGAUGAACAAGAAGAAGGCAAAGGCAAUGAAAUCGCCGCCACAAGCCCCGCCUGAAAUAGAUCUCCCUCAAUCAAAAGUGAAGCCAAGUAUGGGCAUUACGCCGGCGGUAUUUCGGUAUCUCGAACUUGCCGAAGUCCUGGGUAUGAUGAAUCCAUUGUUCAACUACUCGCAUCAGCAUUCAGAUUUAAACCCUUACGGCGCUUUGGACCAAUACGUCACUAAUGUGACUGCCAACGGAGCCAACAAUCCUGGUGCGCAACCCAACCCGAACGGUCCGCGAACACCCAGCAUGGGCAACUUUGGCGCGUCCCCUGCAGCAUCUCAUCUCGUCCUUCCUGAUGGUUCACCACGACCACAUGGUAGUCCGGCUCAAGCUCCUGGUAUGCAACUCCAACAAAGCCAACACGGAACCAGUUCCAGCGGCCCAAGUGCAAAUACCAGUCCUAACGCAAGUAAUAAACGUAGGAGGCCAAGCACCGUAAAAGCAGAAGAAGAGAAUCAGCAACAGCAGGCAAACGGCACGCAAACGAAAACCGCAGUCAAGCCAAGUCCAAGAAUAGGGGGAAAGAGACAGAAAGGCAACCCAGCAUGAACGCCGAUUGUCCAGUUUCUUAUUAUCCAGCUCCUCCACGUUGCAAAAUCACCUGCAUGCAACGCCCAAUCGAGCCGACCUGAUCCCCUACUGCGCGGCUCGCCAACGUCGAAUCCUCGAAGGUCAAUCACCCCUUCAAGACAUGUGAAGAUUCGACCACAUACAAAAUCAAUCAAAUUACAUACAACCAGCGUGGCGCUUGAGGAACAUUCUGAAUUCCGGCUCAUAGUUUUGCAAAUGCGUUUACUGUUCAUUGUUUAUUUCCUCAUCAUCAUUGUCAUUGUCAGCAUCAUGUUCGGCGGUAUGGGGGUGGGUUGCUCGGGGCGAAAGAGGCGGAGUAAUCUUGUAUUAUAUUAUCAUUAUUACUGUUUUUGGUUUUGGAAGUUGUCUAGUUAAAGACAGGCGCUCGGGGUGCUUUUCCUUUUUGCUGGCUUCCUCAUUUCAUCGCUGGGCAUGGCGUCUGCGUUUUGCGAAAUAUCGAGUCGUGAAUUUGUCAGUGGUUUUCCAUGCAAUCGGUUAUGGCUCUGUCCCUUGAUUUUGCUGCUGUAUACCCGUGUUAUGGGGGCAGUUGGAUCGUUCGGACAGCCUGCUCCUACGUGGCUAGUUAUAGCGCUACUCUGUGGUCUAGGUGGGAAAUACAAGACGAAUCGUCCUCUAUUUUGGGAGAGCUGGGGAUGCGACGCGAUGUUGGAGGGGAGGCAUCAAUAGAAAUCUUGCGGGGCGAUCAAAUAGCGAAGAGGUUGUGCACGACUUAUAUGGUAUGAGGUGCAUGGCAUGAGGAGAUAGUACGUGGUUGGAGUCAAGAACGGAUCACAUCAAGUCAAAUCACGCACCUCUUAACUUUGCGAGAGGAGAGAAAGGGAAAGAGAAAGUUAAAAUGAAAGAGAAUAUUAUGAGAUUAUAAGCUAGUGAAAUCGGGCACCGGGAAUUGAGAAUUGAGAAUUGAGAAUUGAGAAUUGAGAAAAUCCGUUAUUAAC
Messenger RNA from Cadophora gregata, 4215 nucleotides. RefSeq lists its product as uncharacterized. The record is from RefSeq and is a predicted model, not a curated record. Gene Ontology annotation, biological process: positive regulation of transcription by RNA polymerase II; negative regulation of transcription by RNA polymerase II. The transcript is spliced from 6 exons. NCBI's taxonomy places the organism in Eukaryota, Fungi, Ascomycota, Leotiomycetes, Helotiales, Ploettnerulaceae. Gene Ontology annotation, cellular component: transcription regulator complex; nucleus. Bases 1151 to 3238 code for a protein of 695 amino acids.